Messenger RNA from Elaeis guineensis (African oil palm), 2151 nucleotides. RefSeq names its product L-type lectin-domain containing receptor kinase IX.1-like. NCBI's taxonomy places the organism in Eukaryota, Viridiplantae, Streptophyta, Magnoliopsida, Arecales, Arecaceae. Gene Ontology annotation, molecular function: carbohydrate binding; protein kinase activity; ATP binding. Gene Ontology annotation, biological process: protein phosphorylation. The record is from RefSeq and is a predicted model, not a curated record.
AUGGCUCCCUGCAACUCUAGAUCUCUCAACAUCCUAGUUCUCCUCUUUCAGUUGUUGUCUCUCUUUGUCUCCCUUGCAAGCCCACUCUCUUUCAACUUGACUGGCAACAAACUGAAUGAACCAAACUUGAACCUCUCCGGCGACGCCUACUUUGACGGCAGCAGCAUCCAACUCACCAGUAACCAGAAGAAUGCUCCCAGUAACCAAAGCUUUGGAAGCGCCACAUAUCUUGAACCGGUGCCUCUUUGGCACAAAGCUUCAGGAACGCUCGCCAACUUCACCACAAAUUUCAGUUUCGGUAUCGACAGCGGAGAAAGUGAAGGUGCCGAUGGGCUUGCCUUCUUCCUCUCGCCCUUCCCUUUUGAGGCUCCACGGAAUUCAUCCGGUGCAGGUCUUGGACUAUUUAGUGUUUCUGGCAAUACUACAUGGGAGAAUGAUGUGGUGGCUGUGGAAUUUGAUACCUUCUUAAACCGUGCGUUCAACGAUACGAGCUCCCACCAUAUGGGCAUCGACAUUUGGUCGAUCUCUUCUAAAAAGCAGUUGGACUUGAAUGCUACCAUCAGUGAGAAUGGACGAUUCAUUGCAUCCGUUAGUUAUAACGCUAUUACCCUGAAUUUGAGCGUCUUCCUCAGUGAUGUUGCAAAUCCUGGGAGGAAUUGGAGCUUGUUUUAUGUUGUGGACUUGAGGGACUACCUGCCUGAGAAUAUAGCCGUUGGUUUCUCGGCGGCCACCGGGGACCUUUACGAGUCUCAUAGCAUCUAUUCCUGGUAUUUCAUGUCCUCCAAUUUGCAAUCCAAGAAGGAGAGUAAGAGAUUAGUGGUGGGCCUUAGCGUCGGUAUUGGGAUCUUGCUAUGUGGGUUGGGUUUAGUGUGGUAUGCAGUGUGGCGUAAGAGGGCUGGUGGAGGGAUGGAAGCAGAAGAAGAAGAGAUGGCUCUUGAAUUGUCCAUCAAUAAUGCAUUCGAGAGAGGUGGCGGCCCUAAGAAAUUUUCUUACAGUGCACUCGCGAUUGCAACCAGAAAUUUUGUUGAGGAGGCAAAGCUUGGGGAAGGGGGUUUCGGGGAGGUUUACAAGGGAGUGUUGCAUGACACGAAGCAAGAAGUGGCAAUCAAAAGGAUUUCUAGAGAUUCUAAGCAAGGGAAGAAGGAGUACAUAUCGGAAGUGACGAUUAUAAGCCGGUUGAGGCAUCGCAAUCUUGUGCAACUCAUUGGCUAUUGCCACGAAAGAGGUGAUUUGUUACUUGUCUACGAGUACAUGUCUAACAAAAGCCUUGAUUACCAUCUAUACAGCGAGGAGAGAUUGCUAACAUGGCCAGAGAGGUACCACAUCGCGUUCGGCUUGGCCUCGGCACUAUUGUAUCUUCACGAAGAGUGGGAGCAGUGUGUGGUCCAUAGAGAUGUGAAGCCAAGCAACCUGAUGUUGGAUUCAGGAUUCAAUGCUAAGCUUGGUGACUUUGGGCUAGCAAGGCUUGUCGAUCAUGAAAGCAACAUGCAAACAACGGUUAUGGCUGGGACGAGGGGAUACAUCGCACCUGAAUAUGCUACUACAGGAAAAGCUAGCAAAGAAUCGGAUGUAUACAGCUUUGGAGUAGUUUUACUAGAAAUUGUAUGUGGUAGAAAACCAAUUGAUGUAAAAGAGAAGCCAGACAAGGUGAGCUUGGUAGAGUGGGUAUGGGAGCUUUAUGGAAAAAAUAUGUGUUUAACAGCAGUGGAUAAAGAAUUAAAGCUGAAAUUUGAGGAGAAACAAGUGGAGCGCUUUAUGGUUGUAGGACUGUGGUGUGUCCAUCCAGAUCAUAAUUUAAGACCGUCAAUAAGACAAGCGAUUAAUGUUCUAAAAUUUGAUGCUCCACUGCCCGAUCUGCCAUCAAAGAUGCCUGUGGCAAUGUAUUUUCCUCCAAUGGAUAUUUCUAACUUGAUCUCUACAUCAUCAUCGUCUGGUGGACCUUCAGUUAGCAGCUACUCUUCAAGUUCCAACUCAAAUAUUCACAAGAGUUAUUUUGAGUAAGCAAUUGAAAUAUAUUUUAAAGAUUGAGCUUUUUUUUUUCUAGGAGGUUUGAUAUGUUAUCAUUGGACUUGCAAAUUAGCCUUAUAUAUUUAUCAUGUAACAUGGUGAGGAGAUUGCUUCUUAAUGCUAUCAUGUACCUAUCUCGUGGCA